CCCCAGGACAAUUCUUUGGCCUCAUUAGAAGGUUCAGAGUUUAAUGUAGGUUUUUAUCCCAUAUAUAAACUAUUGUUAAGGAUCUUUUUGAGAACUGCAAUACUCAACAUAUGAUAUGACUGUAAAAUCAUCCUGUUAGAAAAGGGACUAAUGAUUAUAAACAUAAGAAUAUCCAGGGGGGAAAUAGAUUUUAUUUAUACAGGAUCUACAUGUAUUAUUGUACAUUGUCCAGACAGUUUGUAUUAUGACUCCAUUAAGCUGAUUUUAUCAUAUCUUUUGUUCCUUAGGUGAGCGAUGUGGCCCAUUGGCCUGUUGUUUUUUUUUUUUUUAUCUUGGUGGUUCAAAGAGAUAUCAUUGACUUUAUAGACGUUGUUAUAUUUCAACACGGAAGAUAUUUGCUGACUCACUUGAACUAGUAAUUGUUUCUUUAGCCAGAUUACUUCAUCGAUUAUCAACAGACUGAAUAUUCUAAUUGAACGAAAUGGCGUUUUUACGUUUAGAUUGUUCAAAUGUUGCACUCACUGUUUUAAUAGUUUUGGUGCACAAAGCUGCCUGUUUUACGAUCUCUGAAGGAUUAUCUUACACAAAAUCUUGUUCAUCCGGGUAUUAUCUCCAGAUCAAGAAUGCAACAUGGUAUUGUAAGACUUCUUUAAAAUCUGUAACUGUGACAGCUACAGUGAAUUCCAAAUGCAAUUACAAUAAUGCGUGUACUCUUUACGCCACGACCUCUUGGCUUGGAAGUGACCCAUGUCCUGGAUCGACUAAAUAUUUUGAAUGGAGUGAUGCAUGCAAUUAUGCAGACAAUCACAAGAGGACUUUUUGUUUGGACAGUGUUGUUUGGAGUUUGCUGUAUGCAGGCUGUGCCCCCUCAACCGGCGCAAUCCGGUUUGAUAUCCGGUACCAUUAUAGCAGCUGGGUCAAUCGGCAUAGCGGCACUCGCAGAUCUGUACUUAACAGCAAGCGCCGCUUUGGCAGCAAUGUCUGACCGUGAAAACUCCAAAAAUUGCAAUUGCAAGGAUCAACCUCAAGAACCAGAGACAACUUGUGAUGUUGUUCUUGCUGCUGAAAGACAAAAAUGUGAAGAAGAAAAGAAAGCUUUAGAAAGUGAAGUGCAGGAGGAUGCAUUCUCCAUUUGCAAAACUACCAACCAAGAGAUUUGUGAAGAGGUUUUUGGAGGACCUAGCGCGAAUAGUUGCACCGCAUGUUUGAAUAAGUUUGAGGACGAAUCUGGAUGCAACGGCUCAGUAGAAUGUGUUUUUAUGAAUGGAGUUUGUAUUUUUGAUGAUUAAUCUAAAUAAAGAAGAUCAACGAUCAUAGAUAAGAAACCUUUACGAUCAUUGGU
Messenger RNA from Magallana angulata, 1342 nucleotides. RefSeq lists its product as uncharacterized. Lineage: Eukaryota; Metazoa; Mollusca; Bivalvia; Ostreida; Ostreidae. Bases 702 to 1289 code for a protein of 195 amino acids. The record is from RefSeq and is a predicted model, not a curated record. The transcript is spliced from 6 exons.